Chiloscyllium plagiosum (whitespotted bambooshark) is the source of this 1683-nucleotide messenger RNA. The record is from RefSeq and is a predicted model, not a curated record. NCBI's taxonomy places the organism in Eukaryota, Metazoa, Chordata, Chondrichthyes, Orectolobiformes, Hemiscylliidae.
CCCAGGGAGGGGGGAAGCUGAUGUUGGAGAGAGGGCUGGGCGGAGCGCUGGGGCUGAGUCACUCUUUAUAAAAGUCUCCAGGAGCAGAGAGCGCGGACUUCUGCAGCUCCACUGCCCGGAGAGGGAGGCUCUGUGUUCGGAUUGUUCUCAAAUACCAACUCCUUCCACUGGAAGCAUCUCUUCACCCCCCUCCCGACUGAAUACCACUCCACGACCCGUACACCCUUUACCUAUUCCCCCCCCUACCCCAUGGAUCUGAAGGUGGAAGCGCAGCGGGUGAUGGCCGUCGCCCUGGGUAAGAUGUACAACUCCCGGCUCCAGAGGGGAGGUGUCCGGCUACACAAGAGCCUCUUACUGUCGCUGGUGCUGCGCAGCGCCCGGGACAUUUACCUGAACGUCAGGGCCGAGCAACAGCAGCAGGAGGCUGGACACGCUCAGCAAACAGAGGCCGGGGCCAUGGAGGUGGACGUCCGGUGUGAGGAGGGGCAGGGAGGAGCCCGGCUCGGAGGCAGUCCCCGAGGCGAGGAGUCCAAUGUGGCGCCCCGGCAGGGGGAGUGUAUCCAGUCCCGGCAGGGGGAGUGUAUCCAGCCCCGGGAGUGUAUCCAGCCCCGGGAGGGAGGAAUGUAUCCAGCCCCGGGAUGUAUCCAGCCCCGGGAAUGUAUCCAGCCCCGGGAAUGUAUCCAGCCCCGGGAGGAGGAAUGUAUCCAGCCCCGGGAGUGUAUCCAGCCCCGGGAGUGUAUCCAGCCCCGGGAGGAGGAAUGUAUCCAGCCCCGGGAAUGUAUCCACUGCGGCCGAGACAAUGUAUCGGAUCCGGGACACAGUGGCUCCUCGGUUUGCCCGGCUUCAUGCCCCAGCCAGCGGCGUCUGGGGACAGCAAGCAGCCCCGGGCCGGAGCCGGAGAGGAGCCGAAAGCGGAGGAAAGCCUGGGAACAGAGGGACUGCCCUGACUCCGGGUGCCUGCCCGUAAAGAGAGCCCGCCUGGAGGACGGGGAGUCCCGGAGGCCGGCGGAAUCCACCUCCAGCCUGGUCUGUGCCCUCGGCUCCGGCUUCAGCGGUAUCCUCGGCGAUUCCCCCGGGGAGCAGCCGGUGUCCCCGGGUCAUAUCUGCCGGGACCGGGCGCUCAGUGAGCUGGGCAGCUGGCCCCGAGCCAUCGUGGCGUAUUGAAGCCGGAAGAGAGGGUGAGGACUGCGGAGAGUGAGCGGGGAGGAACACCCCACAUCCAGGAGCACGCCUUGGAAACGGGCGGAGAAAUCGCCUCUGGAUCCGGCAUUGAGAGAGUGUUUUCCGGCUCAGAGAGAGCGGAGCCUGGGCCAAAGCUAAUCCGAGAGACAGAGGGAGGGAUCCUCUCAGACUGUUGUUUCCUGAACCUUGGAGCCAAGUUCCAGGCAGUGACGAGGCGGUUUCCAUCAUUGUUACACAACAGGAUCGCAAGUUUCCUGCUUCGAUCUAUAGACUUGAACUGAAGCCAUCGGGUCAGUAACUGAGCCCAUUUCCCCCGGCGGGUGUUAUUCAAACCGGGACACCACCAAACACUAUAUGGAUCAACGCUGCUGUCAAAUAAACUUUAUAUGGAAGUUAAUGUAUUUCUAAAUGUUAGAACUUUUUAAAAUGAGACAAUAAAGACCAACUGCAUUUAUAAUUGGUUCUCUUGAUGGGACUGAGUAAAGUUUAUAAAUUAAUGUA